Molecule: messenger RNA, 1469 nt
Organism: Armigeres subalbatus
Lineage: Eukaryota; Metazoa; Arthropoda; Insecta; Diptera; Culicidae
Product: methyltransferase-like protein 22
Exons: 5
Coding region: 410-1423 (337 amino acids)
Biological process (GO): protein methylation
Cellular component (GO): nucleus
Molecular function (GO): protein methyltransferase activity
Source: RefSeq, a predicted model, not a curated record
UUGACAUUGCGCCGAUUUACUAAUCUUUCGGUGGCAAGUGUGCAUGGAAUUUUGUUUAAUAACUAUCAACCUACUGUAUCUGAAAAGAUAUACAGCUCAGACAGCAGCAGUUAUGUUGUAUUGAACCGCUUAUGGUGUGAGUAAAAAAGAUAAAUUUAUUUAUAAACAAUUUUACUUUGCUCUUUUGUUCUGUUCAUUCUCUCAACUUCGUAAUCUCAGUCUUGUUGUAGAAGCGGUUGGGAAAGGUUGGGAAAACAAACAGUCCCACUCGUCUUGCCAACUCGCGUUAUUCUUUUCCGGUUACAAUUUUGAUCCUCACUGUGAAUUGAUAGAAUUCAAAAACGGCAGAUUCAGAAUUUCUCGUAUCAAUUUUAACGAUUCAGUGCUUUAUUCAAUAAUAUCUUAGCAUAUGGCAACUUUUGAAGUGUGUUCUGAGCUGUAUGCUGAAACGGAUUUCUCUACGACGAACGCAUCCGAUGGAAAAAGCAUAUCUAAAUUUACAUUUGUCUUUCCGAAAGAAAACGAAAAAAAUAAAGUUCAGAAUGGCUCUAGCGGAGAUGAAGAGGAUAAUAAAUUAGAUCCCAAUGGAUAUAGUUUGAACGAUGUGGACGAUCGUAGCAACGGUCAUCAGCAACGUGUGCCAACAUUGAUAUCCAGCGAGAAGAAUGAAAUAUUUGCCGAAUUAGAAGACAAACCGUCUAUUGAAACCGAUAAAGAUGGUGAUCUCAUUGUAGAGCGUAAGAAAAAAGGCGUAAUUGAGAUAGAACAUCUCAAAUCAACCAAACUUGAUCUUGUGGGAUUGCAAAUCUGGAGAGGUGCUCUUUUGCUAGCAGACUAUAUUCUACACAACGAAAAGAAAUUUAAGAAUAGAAAGAUAUUGGAACUAGGAUCAGGAGUUGGCUUAACCAGCAUAGUAUCCAGUUUAUAUGCUCGCGAGGUCAUCUGUACAGAUAUCAAUGUUGGUGGACUUUUACAGUUGAUUAAGGCUAACAUUGAUAGGAAUUCUAGCUUGAAAAAUCCCAACUGUAAUAUCGUUGUUACUGAACUUGAUUUCAAAGUGAAGUACGAAAACUACUCGGAUACUCUAAAAGAGCAACUCAAAGAUGUGGAAUAUGUGAUAGCAGCAGAUGUGAUCUAUGACGAUGAUAUAACGGAGGCUCUAGUAAUGACUUUGGAAAAUCUACUAUUGGAAUCGCCUAAACUAAAAGGUGUGUACAUUGCACUUGAAAAACGCUACGUCUUCACUGUUGAAGAUAUGGAUUCUGUGGCCCCCAGCUAUGAACAUUUUCUAAGGGUAUUCUAUAGAAGAAACAACAGAUUUGGAAUCACCAGGUGGAAGUUAAUGCAAAUUCCGUUGAACUUUCCUCGAUACUUCGAGUAUGAGAAAAUCAAAGAUCUAGUCCUGCUCAAAAUUUCCAAUUAAAUAUAAUAAUUAAAAUACAAAUAAAACAUAUUUAUUGAUUUAAAAA